Messenger RNA from Salvia splendens (bonfire salvia), 456 nucleotides. RefSeq names its product probable protein phosphatase 2C 47. Bases 1 to 456 code for a protein of 151 amino acids. The transcript is spliced from 3 exons. NCBI's taxonomy places the organism in Eukaryota, Viridiplantae, Streptophyta, Magnoliopsida, Lamiales, Lamiaceae. The record is from RefSeq and is a predicted model, not a curated record. Gene Ontology annotation, molecular function: cation binding; protein serine/threonine phosphatase activity. Gene Ontology annotation, biological process: protein dephosphorylation.
AUGUAUGUGUAUGCAAAGGAUGUUAAAUCUCCGGAGACGCCAGUGCUGUUUGUCCCAAGCAUCCGUUCCGGUGGUUUUGCUGAUAUUGGUCCACGGAGAUACAUGGAAGACGAACACAUAAGGAUAGACGAUCUGUCAGCACACUUGGGGUCCCUCAUCACAGUUCCCGAACCUUGUGCCUUCUACGGGGUUUUUGAUGGCCAUGGAGGGCCUGAGGCUGCAGCCUAUGCUAGAAAACACGCGAUGAGAUUCUUUUUUGAAGACGGUGAUUUCCCACGAGCAUCUGAAGUAAACGAUGCCUUCGUAUUGGAUGUUGAGAAUUAUCUGAGGAAAGCAUUUCUCUUAGCAGAUAUGGCCUUGGCUGAGGACAGUAGCGUGAGCAGUUCUUCGGGAACGACUGCUUUGACAGCUCUCGUUGUUGGAAGUGGAAUUAAUUCUAUGUGGAUGUCUCUUUAA